Komagataella phaffii GS115 is the source of this 555-nucleotide messenger RNA. RefSeq lists its product as hypothetical. The transcript has a single exon. Gene Ontology annotation, biological process: mitochondrial electron transport, NADH to ubiquinone. Lineage: Eukaryota; Fungi; Ascomycota; Pichiomycetes; Pichiales; Pichiaceae. The record is from RefSeq and is a predicted model, not a curated record. The coding region runs from base 1 to 555 and encodes 184 amino acids.
AUGUCUAGUACGCACACAAAUGACUCCCUUAACUCAUCUAACUACGUGGACAAACUGAAGGAUACCCACUUCGUGUUUGAAAAUGAUAAAUUACCCUCUGAGAUCCCAGAUGUUGAGGAAGUUGGAGCCACCACAGCUCCUCUGUUAAGUGCAGCAUAUUUCAUCGGGGCCAAGUGCCAGGACUACAAUGACGACUUCAUGUUGUGUCAGAAGGAGGCCAAGGGCAACGGGCCUAUUGACUGUUUGAAGGAAGGUCGUCGUGUAACCAGAUGUGCCUCAGGCGUCUUGAAAGACUUGAAUACCCACUGCUCUGACGAGUUCAGAUUGCAUUGGCAAUGUCUGUCAUUUUCUAACCUGGAGUACAAGAAUUGUAGAAAGGCCGAGUCAUUGUUAAAUAAAUGUGUGUUUGAAAAGAUGAACCUUGUGAAGAAAAUUCCGGGGAUCCCUGAAGACCGCCAAAUUCAUCUCAAACAAAACCCAGUAUUGAAGCCUGUUGCAUUACAUCAAGAUUCUGAAGUGGCCUUCAAAAAAGCCCAGAACGAAAACAGUAUUUAG